AUGAUGCCGCUGUCAGCGCAUCCUCACCGCCUUCCGGAAAUCACCCCCGCAUCCCCCAGUAGUACUACCUCCGCGUCCGCCCCUCUCCCCGCCUCCGCCGCGCCCAACAGCGCGCCCAAGCUGCCCUCCGCCCUCCCCGCUUACCUCCGCGCUGGGCGCAGGGAGGGCGCAGGCGUGGGAAGAGGAGGCGCGCGGGCGGACGGGAGAGGGCUGGGGAAUGAGGGGGGAGGAGCAGUGGGGGGACAUGGAGGGGCAGGGGGAGGGGUGAGCGGGGAUAGCAAGGAGAGCAGAUGGGUGGAAGAGGAUGAUCAGGGAAACGAGGGGGGUAAGCGGAUGGGACAAGGCAUGGUGGUGGUGGACGUGGGGGCCGAAGGGGAGGCGCGUGGGGAGCACGAGGAGCAAGAAGAGUUUAGAUACAUACAGCGGACUUCCAACCAACCACACGGCGCCAGCUGGCUGUUUCAUGACGUCAUCACUGCCCUGCGAUCCUCCGCCGUGUUCCAACUACCAGCACUCACCACCCCCAGCAGCAGCAGCAGCAACGAGCACGAUCCCUCACUACCAGUCCCUCAGAUACCACCUCCCCCAGGCGCCACCUGCGUGGGGGGGUGUGGCAUCAGCAACCAGGCAGCUCUCGCCAUCCUCCCCUGCGCGCUGCAUUCCCUGCUGCACUGCGUGGCCGUGGGGCAGCUGCUGGCGCUGCUCACCCGCCAUGCCUUCGCGCCCCGCCACGCCCUCCUCUCCACCGCCCUCGCUGAGGCCCUCUUCUCUCUGCUCUCCGCCCUGCCUGCCACCGCCCCCGCGCCCAGCCCCCUGGGAGCGGCGCUCAUGGGCGCGCUGUGGCGGGUGAGUGGCGCGCUGGGGGUGCCCUUCCUGCCCUGGGCGGGGUGGGUGGGGCUCUGGGCGGCUGUCUUCCUGCUGCUCGCCGCGGGGGGGAAUGCGUGCCGGGUGGCGGACCAGUGGGGUGCUGCCAUGUGGCGGGUGGAGGGUGUGGUGACGAGCGGAGUGCUGUUUGUAGUGCUCCUGGCGGUGCCCCCUUUCCUCCAUCUCCCUCCGCUGCUCGCCUACCAGCUGCCACUGCAGGUCGCCCCGCCCCUCAUCCCGCCCAUCCCGUGGGGCUCGCACUUGGGGGGCGUGUCAGUGGGGGCGGCCCUGGCAGCGGCACUGCCGGGAGCGCUGCUGGCGGCGCUGCUCUUCCACGCGCACAACACAGCAGCGCUGCAGCACGAGGUGAGGAGCAGCGCUGCAGCACGAGUUGCCUUCAUCACCUUCAUCCCUCCUCUUUCCCCGUCCCUGCUUUUCCCAUACACCACACUCUGUUUCCUCCUGCCAUCACCCAUUCCCUCCCUCCCAUCCCCUCCUCCUUCCUUGACUCACGUAUUCCUCCACUUCCCUCGCUCCAUGCCCCCUGUUACACUCUCAAUUUCCACUCCCCUGCGUGACCCCCUUCCUCCCAACCCCCCCCUCUUCCUCGCUACCGCCCGUUACCGCACCCCACACUCUCCAACACCUCAGGCACAGUUGCAUGCUGCUGCGGGGUGUGGGCAGCGUGUGAGGGCAGAGCAGGCUUGGGGAGCAGACCGUGCGAGGAAGUGGAGGGGAGCAGGGGUGACGAGGUGGGGAGUGAAGGGUAGAGAGGCGGAGAGGGCAGGGGACGUGGAGUGGGGUAUGGUCGUGGGGGAACUAGCAGGAGGCACAGGAGAAGGGCAUGAGCAGGGUGGGGGAAGGGUUGAGGAGGUGGUGGGGGGAAAUGAUGGGUGGGAGUUUGGUGGAGUUGGAGGGGAGGACGAGGAGGAUGAAGAGGGAUGGAGAGUGGAUGCAGGAGAGGGGGGUGCAGCAGGGACAGUAGGAAUGGUAGUGAGCAGUGAGAGAGGGUGUGAGAGAGUGAGUGUGAGGGAGUGGGACCUGUGUGUGACUGCCGUUGUGGUGGCUCUCUGUCUCCUGCUCGGCCUCCCUCCUCCCAUCCGCAUUCCAUAUCUGAGCACCAUCCGCCUCUCAUACCUGCUCAAGCAUGCACCCGCCACUGCACCUGCCACACGUGCCACAGUCACAACUGCCACUCAACGCCGCAGUGCGGCCCCUCAUGUAGCCCGGCCACACAAGCAGUCGUCCCGCCAUGCCAGCACCACAGUGAGAUCCGGAUUCGACUCCAUGCUGCUGCCGCUCAUGCCACUCGUGCCGCUCGCAGCUGGCAGCCAGGCGAACUCCUUUGUGCCAGCCACUCGUGCUCCCCACGCCCCACGCCACCCCCCUGCCCCCCUGGCGGCGCUGGUGUGUGAGUGGCGCACCGUGGGGGGGCUGCUGGCGGCUCUGCUGGCGCUGCUCGCCCUGCCCGCCACGCCUGCUCGCUUCCUCACCCUCGUGCCCGUCGCACCCCUCAUCGGCACGUGCAUGGCGUUGGCCAUCCUCCUCUUCCCCCCUUCACUCCACCUCCACCUCCUCCUCUCUCUCGCCCACCCCUCCCGUCGCCCUUCUCUCCCCCCACUCCCCCCUUCCGCCCUCCCUUUCCUCCGCCGCCUCACCUCUCUGGAGUGCCUCUCAGCCGGCCUGCUGCUCGGGACUGCAGGUGGCACAGGGAGGAGGGCGAGGUGCAAGGCAGGGAGGGCAGAGGAGCACAUGAGCAGUGGGGGAGAGAGUCGGAGAGGCAACAGAGUUGUGGAGGAGGGGAGUGAGACGGAGGGAGGGAGUGGGGUGGGUGGUGAUGGGGAAGAGGGGAGAAGGGGUGUGAAACGGCGAGCAGUGGGGGAAAAGUACGAGUGUGAGGUGGGGGGCGGGCGAGAUGGGCACAUGCCAGCAGAUGGGCGUGUGGAUGGGUCUGGGUCUGGGUCUGGGCAUGGGCAUGGGCGUGGACAUCAGAACGUGGAGGUGCAUGUGGGUAUGAUGUCAGGGCUGACAUCAGCAUGGCAUGACACCUCAUUGGACGACCCAUCCUCUCCUCUGCACCACUCCGCACCUCCUGUGCACCACUCCGCACCUCCUGUGCACCACUCCGCACCUUCUCUGCACCACUCUGCACGUCCUGCUCGUGGUCAGCAAGGUAAUGGUGGGCUGGCAGAUGGCCGGACGAUUCCCCAGGCACGAAAGGGUGAGGGUGGUGGUGGUAUGGAGAGAUGGAGUGAGGGAUUGGAGAGUGAGGAAACAGUGGCAGCGGUGGACGUUGCAGCUCGGUUCAGAGGGAUGCUGAGGAGCAGUGUGGAUAUUGAGUGCAUGAUGGCUAGUGAGGCGAGUGGAGAGGCGAGUGGAGAGGCGGAGGAGGAGGAGGAGGAGGAGGAGGAGGAGGAGGAGGAGGAGGAGGAGGAGGAGGAGGAGGAGGAGGAGGAGGAGGAGGAGGAGGAGGAGGAAUGGACGGAGGGGAACGAGGGGGAGGGGGGUAGUGGCGACUGGACAGAAACGGGUAUGAGUGGUGGAGGGGAGAAAGAGGGGAAAGAGAGUGGAGUGGGAGAGGAUGGAAGGGUGGAGGGCGAGGGUGUGGGCAGGAGAAACGGUAAGGAGGCAGACGUGAAUGGAGCAGAGGUAGCAGCAGGUGCAGGUGUAGGUGCAGGGGGCGUGGGGAGAAUGGAGGCGGUGGAGGAGGAGUGGAGUGAGGAGGGGAGUGAGGAGGGGAGUGAGGAGGGGAGUGAGGAGGGGAGCGAGGAGGGAGGGAUGGAAGGGGCGCAGGAGGCAGCAGUGGCAUGGGGGAUGGCGCAGAUGGGGGGAGCCAGUGGGGGAAGCCUGGACUAUGGGGCAGUGGGAGGGGCGGAAGUGGGAAGGCGGUGGGACGAGGAGGGGCGAGUGGGAGGGGCGGAGGAGGCGGGGCGGGUGAGGGCGGCAGUGGAGGAGGUGGCGAGCAUCAUCGGACGCAUGUCGGCUGAUGUGAUGUCCGUGGAUGCCGCCUCUCAUGCCGCCUCACGAUCCUCACAUUCCUCUUGUGCGUCUUCGGCCUCAUGGGUGCCGUCCACCCCGUCGCCCCCUUAUGAGCGCAGCAGUGCUGCUGGUGCUGGUGCUGGUUCUAUUCGCGGUGUGGCUGCUGCCAGUACUGCUGGUGCCACUCAUGUCAGUGCUGCUGCUACAGGCAGUGCGAUGGGCGCACGGGUUGUAGCGGAGCAGGUGGCAGUUGCGUUGGCGGCUACGGACGUGGGAGGCGGGGUGGGUGCAGGGGGGGGUUCAGCUGGUGUUGUGAGUGCGGGUGGGAGUGCGGGAAGCACAGAACAGCAGUCACUGGGAGCAGCAGCAGCAGUGAAUGGUUCGCAGGCAUGGUCAGGGGAGAGUGUGCAGAACAGCACAGUGGGAGGUGGAGGCGUUGGGCAGCCAGCGCCAGUUGUGGACGUGUCAAGGAGUGCGCUCCCAUAUGCUCUGCCCUCUGUUGCACCCUCUGCUGCACCCAACGCGGCACCUUCUGCGCUCAAUCCUCUUCCUGUCUCACCUUAUCCUACUACUCCCUCUGUUCAGCCCGCACAUGUACAUGCCACAAAUGCCACGCAUGCCCCACAUGCCCCAUAUGCCCGUACCACACUGGCUCCCAUAAGCCCCGUGCUGGCAGCCCAGCAGGCACAGCCCCCCAUGCACCCCCCACACGCAUGGCAGCUGCCAGUGCCCCUCCAUCCCACCACCACCACCCCUCACGGCAACACAAAGGGCCUUGCCAGGCCGCCACCUGUGCCCCUGCUGCAGCGAGCGCAGGCAGGCAAGCGAGGUGUGGGGGAGGGCCAGGGGCGGGGCAGCAGGCACGCAGAGGCGGCCCACCCGUCACUCAUGUUCCUCGCUCGCCGCGCUGCCACCGCCGCCCAUGCCCCAUGA
Closterium sp. Naga37s-1 is the source of this 4776-nucleotide messenger RNA. The record is from the annotation of a GenBank genome assembly. NCBI's taxonomy places the organism in Eukaryota, Viridiplantae, Streptophyta, Zygnematophyceae, Desmidiales, Closteriaceae.